Messenger RNA from Pogona vitticeps (central bearded dragon), 2444 nucleotides. It is a transcript of the gene RAB20, whose product is annotated as RAB20, member RAS oncogene family. The record is from RefSeq and is a predicted model, not a curated record. NCBI's taxonomy places the organism in Eukaryota, Metazoa, Chordata, Lepidosauria, Squamata, Agamidae. Gene Ontology annotation, molecular function: GTP binding; GTPase activity.
AAUAAGCCACGGUUAAGAUAUGAAAGCUGGGAAUCGGCCAGUCUCCCACCUGCAGGGGCCCAGCAAGGUGUGUUUCCUCGGGCAAGAGCAGCGCGCCCACCGGCUGCUUGGAGCCUGGGACCCUCCCGACGUCUCCCGCGGUCUCUCUCUCCCCCUUGUGGCCGCAGCGUUUCGCGGCCCUUUCCUUUUUGCCGCCCGGCCUCGGAGGAAAGAGGGAGGGGGGAAAGCGCCAACAGCGAGGCGAGCCCCGCCUUCCCCCAAGUUUCCUGACUCCCCUCAAAGGAGCGAGAGUCUCCGAAAGCUACGCCGUCCCGCCGGGGCCUUCGGGGGCGCCAUGAAACCUGACGGGAAGGUGGUCCUGCUCGGGGAUAUGAACGUGGGCAAGACGUCCCUCUUGCACCGCUACAUGGAGCGGCGCUUCCACGACACCGUCAGUACCGUCGGCGGCGCUUUUUACCUCAAGCAAUGGGGCCCCCACAACCUCUCCGUCUGGGACACCGCAGGUCGUGAGCAGUUUCAUGGCUUGGGGUCUAUGUACUGCCGAGGAGCAGCAGCUGUUAUCCUCACAUAUGAUGUAACCAACUUGCAGAGCAUGGUGGAACUUGAGGACAGGUUCCUCGCAUUAACAGACACAGCCAGUACAGACUGCAUCUUUGCUAUUGUUGGGAACAAAGUUGACCUCACAGAUGCAUAUGCUUUCCCCCCUGAAACAAAAGACAAAUAUCAGUGUGAGACGCCCAUCAAUACUUCCAUUUCUCCCAAGAUGAAAAAACAAGUUCAUAUGGAUGAUGCCAUAGUACUUUAUAAGAAGAUUCUAAAAUACAGAAUGUUGGAUGAGAAGAAUGCUCCAGCAGCAGAAAAAAUGUGCUUUGAAACCAGUGCAAAAACAGGGUAUAAAGUAGACUACCUCUUUGAAACUGUUUUUGAUAUGUUGGUACCAGUAAUUUUGCAACAAAAAGCUGAAGGAUUGCCACAAACUGUAGACUUGAAUAAUUACAAGACAACUAAAAACACACAGUUUGUCUGCUGCAGAUAAUUUUUUUCCACACUAAUUUGAAGUAGGUGAAGGAUGCAAUGACAAAAACAUAAAGAUCAACAAGAAUAGAUUUUUUUAAACAGCUCUUCUGUGAAACUGGAGUUUAGUAAAAGAAUGGAAUAACAGGCAGCCUUAAGAGGAGGAGAGUAUGCAAUGGUAUAGAAGUUGAUUUUUAAGUAAAGCUUCCAUGUAUGACAGUGGUUUAAGAUUUCUAAAGCUCAUUGUGAUGUUUUUUAAUGGUUUAUGUGUGGGGAUAGGGAACAAGGGGACAUGGGAUAAAUGGGGUGCAAAUCAACAUAAACAAUUUAAAAUACUCUUUCUUACCUGUUACAUUUCAGAUACAUGACUUCCCUGUAUUGCUUAGUUAUGAUAUACAUUCUAUUUCUAAAUUAAUCCUAGGCUUUCUAUUAUCAAGUUUAUAUUAACUUGCAUUCUGUUUCUGAGCCAGUCAUAAAAUUUAUGCCAACAAUCGUCAUCAUUCCUCUUUCUUGUCGGAUCUAACCAUUCUGAUAAUUUAUCCAUUUCUGCUAUAUCCAGAAUUUUUGCUAUUAACUCAUUUUGAGAUGGAUUCUCUGGAUCUUUCCAAUGUGUUUAGCAAAGAGAAUCCUUGCAGCUAUCAAGAUAUGGAUGGCUAAAUAUUUUUUCAUUGGUUCUAUUGAUUCCGGAAUUAUGUUUAAAAAGAAGAAUUCAGGGGUUACAAUUAUCGGAAUCUCUAGAACCUGUUACAAAAAGCAUUUGAACCCUUUCCCAAUAUUUUUUGGCUUUCCUGCAUGAUGACCACAUAUGGUAAAAAGAACCGUCUUUUUGUUUACAUCUCCAACAAAAGUUUGAAAUUUUAACAUCCAUUCUGACUUGUUUUGUGGGAGUUAUCUUCCUGCUCUUUUUUGCAUGUGACUUCACUAUCUCUUCAGUAGUAGGAUGUGAUUUAUGUAUACCUUUAGGUAACAAGGGUUGCUAAAUUCUUUAAACGUCCAUUUUAAGGAAAAAGGCAAGUAUAUGGUAGCUGCUUUGUACACAUGUCUACAAAAUGAAAGUCUUAUGCUCACAGCAGUUCUGGCUUCAAGCCAGUCCUUUUUCUUCCCUAUCCUAAUGGGUAUAGGACUUCAUCCACUAGUGGCAAGGAAAUCAGAGUGUUAGGUUGUCAUGAAGGCACCAAACAUGAUCCCAGUUAGGAUAUGAUCGGUGGGAGUUCAAAAGUGGGUUUGUCUCUUUUAAUGAAAUAGACAUGAACAGUAGUAGGAUGGGAAUGGAUGCAAAUAAGGGGAAACGUUUUGUUGAAUAACCAAGGGAAUUGUAUGUCCUGAAGACUAUCAGCCAUUGAUACCAGUCCUUGAUACUAUGCAAUAAUGCUAUUGGGAAAAACAUAUGUUUUUUUUAAAUGUGCAUUAAAAAAAGAUACUCAACCUUU